Otolemur garnettii (small-eared galago) is the source of this 3037-nucleotide messenger RNA. RefSeq names its product BRCA1 interacting protein C-terminal helicase 1 (gene BRIP1). Gene Ontology annotation, cellular component: nucleus. NCBI's taxonomy places the organism in Eukaryota, Metazoa, Chordata, Mammalia, Primates, Galagidae. The record is from RefSeq and is a predicted model, not a curated record. The transcript is spliced from 18 exons. Gene Ontology annotation, molecular function: ATP binding; hydrolase activity, acting on acid anhydrides, in phosphorus-containing anhydrides; DNA helicase activity. Gene Ontology annotation, biological process: nucleotide-excision repair; double-strand break repair involved in meiotic recombination. Bases 173 to 3037 code for a protein of 954 amino acids.
GCGUAGCUGCUGCGAGCCGGCAAACCAGGUUGCGAGAGUAGCCGCUCAGUGAGUUAGAGAUAAGAGGAUUAAGGCUUGUGCCGUCUUUUCCCUUCCAGGGCUCCGCUUUAUUUGCUCUCAGAAAUCGGUUUUCUUUUCUGAGUUAAGAAUCUGAAAUAAACAAGAAAGCACAAUGUCUUCAAUGUGGUCUGAAUAUACAAUUGGUGGAGUGAAAAUUAAUUUUCCUUAUAAAGCUUAUCCAUCACAGCUUGCUAUGAUGAAUUCUAUUGUCAGAGGAUUAAAUAGUAAACAACAUUGUUUGUUGGAGAGUCCCACAGGAAGUGGAAAAAGCUUAGCUUUACUUUGUUCUGCCUUAGCAUGGCAACAAUCUCUUAGUGGGAAGCCAGAGGAUGAGGGCUUGUGUAAAAAGGCUGAAGUACCAUCGUCAUGUUGUUGUACAUGCCAUUCAAGGAAUUUUGCAAAUGAUGACAUGAACCAGGAAACUUCACAUCAUUUCAACAAUUCAAGUACACCACCUUCUGAAGGAAAUGGCACUUUAUCAGCUUGUCAAGACUCUCCUGAAAAAACCACUCUGGCUGCAAAGUUAUCUGCCAAGAAACAGGCAUCCAUGUACAGAGAUGAAAAUGAUGAUUUUCAAAUAGAGAAGAAAAGAAUUCGACGCUUGGAAACUACACAGCAGCCCCCUGGCCACUGUUCUAAGUGCUGUUCUACUAAACAAGGAAACAGUCAAGAGUCUUCAAAUACCACUAAGAAGGAUCAUGGGGGGAAAUUCAAGAUACCUAAAAUAUAUUUUGGGACACGCACACACAAGCAGAUUGCUCAGAUUACUAAAGAGCUCCGGAGGACAGCGUACUCAGGGGUCCCAAUGACUAUUCUUUCCAGCAGGGAUCAUACUUGUGUCCAUCCUGAAGUAGUCGGCAACUUCAACAGAAAUGAAAAGUGCAUGGAAUUACUGGAUGGAAAAAAUGGAAAAUCCUGCUAUUUUUAUCAUGGUGUUCAUAAAAUUAGUGAUCAACACACACUGCAGACUCUCCAAGGGAUGUCUAAAGCCUGGGAUAUAGAGGAACUUGUCAGCUUGGGAAAGAAACUAAAGGCCUGUCCAUACUACACAGCUCGAGAACUAAUAGGAGAUGCUGACAUAAUAUUUUGUCCCUACAACUAUCUUCUAGAUUCACAAAUAAGAGAAAGUAUGGAUUUAAAUUUGAAAGAACAGGUUGUCAUUUUAGAUGAAGCCCAUAACAUUGAGGACUGUGCUCGGGAAUCAGCAAGUUACAGUGUGACAGAAGUUCAGCUUCGGUUUGCUCGAGAUGAACUAGAUAGUUUGGUUAACAAUAAUAUACGGAAGAAAGACCAUGAACCCCUACGAGCUGUAUGCUGUAGCCUCAUUAAUUGGUUAGAAGCAAAUUCUGAACAUCUUAUAGAACGUGAUUAUGAAUCCUCUUGUAAAAUAUGGAGUGGAAGUGAAAUGCUCUUAAAUUUACACAGAAUGGGCAUCACUACUGCUACUUUUCCUAUUUUGCAGGGACAUUUUUCUGCUGUUCUUCAAAAAGAAGAAAAAGUCUCAGCAAUUUAUGGCAAAGAAGAGGCAAGAGAAGUACCUAUUAUUAGUGCUUCAACUCAAAUAAUGCUCAAAGGACUUUUUAUGGUGCUUGACUAUCUUUUUAGGCAAAAUAGCAGAUUUGCAGAUGAUUAUAAAAUUGCUAUUCAACAGACUUACUCCUGGAUAAAUGAGACUAAUACUUCAGAUAAAAACAUGCUCGUUGCUCUUCUUCCAAAAAACAAGAAACGUUCACGACAGAAAACUGCAGUGCAUGUGCUAAACUUUUGGUGCUUAAAUCCAGCUGUGGCCUUUUCAGAUAUUAAUGGCAAAGUUCGGACUAUUGUUUUGACAUCUGGUACAUUAUCACCAAUGAAAUCCUUUUCAUCAGAACUUGGUGUAACAUUUACUAUCCAACUGGAGGCUAAUCAUGUCAUUAAAAACUCGCAGGUUUGGGUUGGUACCAUUGGGUCAGGCCCCAAAGGUCGCAAUCUCUGUGCUACCUUCCAGCAUACUGAAACAUUUGAGUUCCAAGAUGAAGUGGGAGCACUUCUGUUAUCUGUAUGCCAGACUGUGAGCCAAGGAAUUUUGUGUUUCUUGCCAUCUUACAAAUUAUUAGAAAAAUUAAAAGAACGUUGGCUCUCCACUGGCUUGUGGCAUAAUUUGGAGUUGGUGAAGACCGUCAUUGUAGAACCACAGGGAGGAGAAAAAACUAACUUUGAUGAAUUACUGCAGUUAUACUAUGAUGCGAUCAAGUUUAAAGGAGAGAAAGAUGGGGCCCUCCUGGUAGCAGUGUGUCGUGGUAAAGUGAGUGAGGGUCUGGAUUUCUCAGAUGACAAUGCCCGUGCUGUCAUAACAAUAGGAAUUCCUUUUCCAAAUGUGAAAGAUCUACAGGUUGAAUUAAAGCGAAAAUACAAUGAUCAUCAUUCAAAAUUGAGAGGUGUUUUAUCUGGCCGUCAGUGGUAUGAAAUUCAAGCAUAUAGGGCCUUAAAUCAGGCCCUAGGUAGGUGUAUUCGACACAGGAAUGAUUGGGGAGCUCUUAUUCUGGUGGAUGAUCGCUUCAGGAGUAACCCAAAUCGCUAUAUAUCUGGACUUUCUAAAUGGAUACGACAACAGAUUCAGCACCAUUCAACCUUUGAAAGUGCACUGGAAUCCUUGGCUGAAUUUUCUAAAAAGCACCAAAAGGUCACGAAUGUAUCCAAAAAGCAAGGAAAGUAUAUACAGAACAAUGAGUCUACACUUGAAGUUACCUGUUUGAAGGAUAAUACUCCAACUUACUUAUUGGAAGCAGCAAGUCAUCUAUCACCAGAAAAUACUAGGGAAGAGGAAGCAAAAAUGUGUGUCCAGGAACCACAAAGUCCUGAAAUGAUUACUAAAAAUCCAUAUCUACCAAGCGACAUCAUUUCCAGAAAGGAGAAAAGUAGGAAAAGUUCUGCCCAUUUACGUUUGCUAGAGAAGUCUUUUAUUAUAUUUAGUGAAAUGAUAUUUAUUUGGGUAUAG